Aspergillus terreus NIH2624 is the source of this 2589-nucleotide messenger RNA. RefSeq lists its product as uncharacterized. The record is from RefSeq and is a predicted model, not a curated record. The coding region runs from base 1 to 2589 and encodes 862 amino acids. The transcript has 2 exons. Lineage: Eukaryota; Fungi; Ascomycota; Eurotiomycetes; Eurotiales; Aspergillaceae.
AUGAGUGCAGACGAUAGCGGAGCAACGACCUCGAUGUCGGCAACAAACGGCGAACUCACCACCGCCACCCCCGACCCCCCUGCCUUGGCUACACCCGGUAAGCGCAAGCGCGUAUCGAGCCAUGAGGACAAGACUUCUCAAGACCCCAAUACCGCCACAUCGCAGGCGCAAGAGAAAAUAAAACUCCAAGAGAACCUGCGCAAUCUUGUUGAUAUUCUCAGCAAAAAUGACACGGAACUCCAUCUCUUGUCCUGUACGUUGCCGAGUUCCCCUGCGAAGCCUCGUUCAAAACGCGCGAAAGUGUCGAGCGACAGAGAUGAACCUACAAGUAUCCAAACACGGGUCGCCUCGGAUCGAUACAACUCCCUGUCUGAGUUUUUGAGUGACAUUGAGAGGGCUUCCGCGGCUGUGAUUGAGAGAAACAAAACCUUGGCCGCUGGUACUCAGGCAGACGGAUCGGCCCUGUCAGAAACCGUGAAUCGCAUAGCCGCAUUCAAGAAGGUUUUGAACAGCCUUGUUCGUCAGGCCCAGGUGAGCCAGUCGACCAUCAAAGCUGAAGUAUCUGAGGAUGAUACCGAAGUGCCUGCGGAAACCACCACUCCGAAUGUUGAGACUCGAAAUGAAAACAUGGUCUUGACGUUGUUUGGAAACCCCGCGAACCCAAAACAGCUCUACUCAAGCCUUCAAAAAUCCGUCAAAGUCCCUCUGCCCUCCGAUGAUCCAUCAACGGAAAAGUACGUGGAAGUACAAGCACCCCUCCGCGAGGUGGGCUUGCCUAACGGGAUCACGACUACUAAAGCGGUCCCUUACAAUGCGGAGGCUAAGUCGAAGGAGCCGAAGAGGACUUUCGGUGAGGUGUUCGCUCCUCAAAAGAACUUGCCUCACUUGGAACCUCCGCGUAAAGCAAGAUCUUCCUCUCGGAGUAUCAAUGGGUGGCUCGAUAAUUUCGAGGCGAUUACAAACUACAAGGCUUUCCUUGGGGAUCGGAAUAACUACUGCCUCGCGCCUCUGCCUUCGGGUCAAUGGCUCCAGUACGGCGGUGUUACUUCCUCCCCUUCUUACUGGAAUCGUCGCCAGAAACAACAGUCGUCGCAACAACAUGUCCAGGAUCGGGUCGAAGAGGAUCCCGCUAUGUGGAUUGACGAUGACGCGUCUGUUCUGCAGGGUGUUUACUCGUCUUUCGCUCCUUCAUUCGACAGCUCGGGGGCUAUUGUACAACAUGAUGCAAAAGAUUCGGUAUGGUGGAGCAGACGGGGUGCAAAGCGCCUGUACACGUUAGUAUCACUGCCUUACCAGGACGAGGAUGCAUCCUCAGAACGUCCCGGUAACAUUGGUGAACUUGACGAGAGUACCUUGGAAGAGAUGGUGAAAAACUUCAACCCAGAAGACUUCGCCGAUAACGUCUCUCACACCGAGGCGCCAAAGGAGGAGCAGGAAGCUGAAGAGCGUGAGCAGGACCUGGAAGACAUGCUGCGUGACGUCUCGGAUCUGCUGGAGACCCUCAGCUCAUAUCAGAGAAACCGCAACCUUGAACUUCCAACCGCUGGUGGCGGCCAGACCACCGAGCCUAAGGAAAAGACAGGUUCCGAUUCAAAGACAUCAGGUGCUCCUUCUGAGGCCGAAAUGGAUGUGUACGAGACACUGCGGACCAGCUUAGCCACCCUGAUCUCCAACUUGCCCCCCUAUGCUGUCGCGAAAUUGAACGGCGACCAACUGAACGAGUUGAACAUCAGCCAGAAAGUGGUGAUCGAGAACCCCGACUAUCAGGGAACGAUGGAGAAGGACGACUUCACGAUCCAACAGGAACGAGCGGCAGCCAUGGCCCCGAUGGCAGGCACCGCUAAUCGGACACCAUCGCGUUCUGGAGGCUACCCGACAGGGUACAACCAGCGAGCUUAUUCUCAUAACGCGCGAGUGCCACCACAGGGUGGUGUUCAGGCUCCCUACUAUAGCGGGAGACAACCCUCGAUGUCGGGACCUACAACAUACACUCCAGGACAUCCACAAAGCUAUACGGGCGCGCGCCCCCCUACAACACCAUCUCAGCGACCAGGCUUCGUCCCAGGAUAUACACAGCCUACCCCCUACAACCAAGGGCAAUUCCAGCGGCCGGGGCAAAAUGGGUAUAAUCCCUACGCGGCGCAACAAGGAACACCUGCCGCCCAAACCUCUCCGCAACCAUACACGCCGCGACCUGGACAGCCCGGAUAUAAUCCCGCAUACGCAGCUGGACGAAGUGCCUCCCCUCAAAAACCACCUGCUUACACUGCUCCACGAACGCCAUAUAUGACCCCGGGAUCCGCCAAUCCCCAGCAACGAUACAUGCCGCAGCAGCAGCCCCCACCCUACGGAAAUUUUCCCUCCAACCAAGCGCCGCCACCGUCUGGUGCUUAUUCCAAUUCGGCGGCCGCCAUGACUUAUGCCCGCAGUGCUGCUGAGCAGGCUGUUUUAAUGGAAAAAAAUAGACGAGAGCUGCAGCUUGCGGCCCGACAGGGUUCAACGCCACAACCGACAACAGAGCAGGCCAGUUCCCAAGAUCGGAGUGUCACGCCCAGUAGCCGGCAGAACGGAACUCCAAUGGCUUCAUGA